Molecule: messenger RNA, 2518 nt
Organism: Toxotes jaculatrix (banded archerfish)
Lineage: Eukaryota; Metazoa; Chordata; Actinopteri; Toxotidae
Gene: rangap1a
Product: RAN GTPase activating protein 1a
Exons: 16
Coding region: 102-1748 (548 amino acids)
Biological process (GO): signal transduction; activation of GTPase activity; nucleocytoplasmic transport
Cellular component (GO): nucleus; perinuclear region of cytoplasm; cytosol
Molecular function (GO): small GTPase binding; GTPase activator activity
Source: RefSeq, a predicted model, not a curated record
GUCAAGUCGGGUAGUGUGCUGGAUUUGGUUUUGAACGUCAGACGAGCGGGAGUGUGUUACAGGACUGGAUUCAGUUGGCACAGCAGUGUUGUGGUGUCCCGAUGGCGACAGACAUUGUUGCGCAGUUGGCCGACUCUCUGGCCCAGACUGGAGUAGAGGAAGGCGAGCUGAGCUACAAAGGCCAGGGAAGAAAGCUGAAUGAUGCUCAGUCUGCGGAGGAGAUGGUGAAGGAGAUCCAGGACUUUGAGGGUUUACAGGCUCUGAGGCUGGAGGGAAACACUGUAGGUGUGGAGGCUGCACAGGCCAUCGCCAAGGCCCUCGAGACAAAGAGCGAGUUCAAGCGCUGUUAUUGGAGUGACAUGUUCACAGGUCGCCUGCGCUCUGAGAUCCCACCUGCCCUGAAUUCACUGGGUGACGCUCUGAUGCUGGCUGGUGCCAGGCUGACUGUUUUAGACCUCAGUGACAACGCCUUUGGACCUGAUGGGGUGAGGGGCAUUGAGAAGUUGCUCAAGAGCACCGCCUGCUACACACUGCAGGAGCUACGGCUCAACAACUGUGGCAUGGGCAUCGGAGGGGGGAAGAUCCUGGCUGCCUCGUUGAUCCAGUGUCACAAAAAAUCCAGUGCAGACAGCGCCCCCCUCAGCCUGAAGGUGUUUGUUGCAGGGAGGAACCGACUGGAGAACGAUGGAGCCACCGCCCUUGCUCAGGCUUUCCAGUUGAUGGGCAGCCUGGAAGAGGUUCACAUGCCCCAGAAUGGCAUCAAUCACGCUGGUGUAACAGCCCUGGCCACAGCCAUGCAGCACAACACAGGACUCCGCAUCCUCAACCUCAAUGACAACACCUUCACUGAGAAGGGGGCUAUUGCCAUGGCUCAGGCCCUGAAACACCUCCGCAGCAUCCAGGUGAUAAACUUUGGAGACUGUCUGGUGCGGCCAGCAGGAGCCAUAGCUAUUGCAGAAACUGUAUCAGAGGGACUCCCAAUCCUCAAGGAACUCAAUCUGUCAUUCGGAGAAAUCACAGAGGAAGCUGCUCUGGCUGUGGCACAAGCAGUAAAGGACAAAGCCCAGCUGGAGAAACUGGACCUGAAUGGUAACUGUCUGGGAGAUGAUGGCUGCAAAGCUCUGAAAGACACUAUGGAAGGCAUGAACAUGGGCGAACUUCUAGGAUCACUCAGUGACGACGAGGGUGAGCCAGAGGAUGACGACGAGGACGAAGAUGAAGACGAGGAUGACGACGACGAGGAAGUGGAUGAUGAGGAAGUGGAGGAGGAAGAGGAAGAAGAGGAGGAAGAGGAAAGCAGUGGCAACAAGCCGUCCACCCCUGCAUCGGCCCCCCGGCCACCAGACGUCUCCUCCUUCCUCAGCUUUCCGUCCCCAGACAAACUACUCAAACUGGGGGCCAAGAGGGCCCUGCUGAUUGAGCAGCAGGUGGACGUAUCAGAUGCUACAAAAACAGCUGAAGCCUUCCUCAAGAUUGCAUCUGUGUACAAGGAGGAGAAUUAUGAUGUUAAGAGCGCAGUGUUGGACAGUAUUGACGGCCUUCUGAGGAAAGCUUUUUCCACUCCUUCCUUCCACGGCUACAGUUUUGUAUCAUCAUUGUUAGUGCUGCUUGGACUUCUCAAGAGUGAAGACAAAGUGAAGCCUGUGACUGUGGUUCCCGGCCACCUCCAUGCCUUGGAGCACGUUGUCCGACAAGACUACUUCCCCAAGGAGAACGUGGCUGUGCUGGAGGCCUUCAUGUCCCGGUAAGGACGUGACAGAAUGAGCCAAACAACAGGCAGCUCGCAGCAACAACAAGGCCCUGGAGUCAUGUGGCAACGCCAGAAACAGCCUCCAGUCAGCACUGCAGAGAGUCAGGUCUGAGAGCUGAGGACUACACACACACACGGACUACACAGACACACACAGUCUGGACUUUAACUGAUCACUGAUGGACUUUUGGAAACUGGCACACAAGCCCAAAUUUGAAGCGAACGAAGCAGAGCAGCACCUGAGAAGAACAGACUCCACUCAGACGCACUUCCCUGUGUCACCACUGUCCUUCAGCAGCAACACACCCUUUUCUGGACUUGAAUGCUUUGUGUUUUGAAGUAGACUAUACUCUUAUGGUGUGGACUUACUGAAGUACUCUCUUCAAGAACACUCACAUAACCACAGGACAGCACUGACAACUUGGUCUUGGACUGAAGCACAGAUUAGACUUUGGGGCAAACUAGAAAAAUUCUGACCAGGAUUGAUCUGGACUCAAUGCAUCAGCAGUUGUACAUUUUCUAUUUCAUAUCUAACUUUACUAUUCUGUUUUUUUAUAUAUAUAUCAAAUGUUUAUUAAAUUCAAAAAAUAUGAUCCAACAACAUUAUUAUAAAUAUUCUAAAAAUAAGACUGUAAAGUACAAUAAAACAAUCAAAAUUAAAAGGGAUGAAAUAGGUUUAAAUGUAUUUUCUGCCUUUAAUGAGGCACAAGGUGCAGAUUUUUGGAUUUGUGUUGCAAAAUAAAGCUGAUUGGAGUGUUGGAUAUCUUU